CCCCCAUUCCUCCUCCUCCUCCUCCUCCUCCUCCGCUCGGACGGCCACAUUCCCCGCUACCUUUCACCCCUGAGAAACCCCGAUCUGACUGCGAAUCAGCGCGGACAAACCCCGGGACAACAUGGCGUCAGGUGUCACAGUGAAUGAUGAGGUUAUCAGGGUGUUCAACGACAUGAAGGUGAGGAAGUCUUCGACCCAAGAUGAGGUGAGGAAGAGGAAGAAGGCGGUUCUGUUCUGUCUGAGCGAGGACAAGAAGAAGAUCAUCGUGGAGGAGGGGAAGCAGAUCCUGGUGGGCGACAUCGGAGAGACGGUGGAUGACCCCUACGCCUGCUUCGUCAGCCUCCUCCCCCCCAACGACUGCAGAUACGGUCUGUACGACGCCACCUACGAGACCAAGGAGUCCAAGAAGGAGGACCUCGUCUUCAUCUUCUGGGCUCCAGAGGGCGCUCCACUGAAGAGCAAGAUGAUCUACGCCAGCUCUAAAGAUGCCAUCAAAAAGAAGUUUACAGGUAUCAAACACGAGUGGCAGGUGAACGGGCUGGAUGACAUCCAGGACCGCGCAACGCUGGCUGAGAAGCUGGGCGGGAACGUGGUAGUGUCUCUGGAGGGCAAGCCGAUGUGAUGUCAAUGCGGCGAGCCAAGCGGAGCCAAGCCAACCGCCGUGCCAUCCGGACCGAAGCACCUGACCCCACCUGAACACCGCCGCUUCACUCAGCAGCUUGCUCUGUCUGUAUCCAUGUCCUGAAGGAGUUAGCGUCUUUAGGCUUCUUUGUUUUCUUUUUGUUCUUUUUGCUUUUUUUCAAUAUGAAGGAGAUCUCAUUAACAUAAUGAUAUGCAAACACCUCCCAGUUUGUUGCCACAUGACUUCUGUUCACCUGGCAGAAAAAUCGACACACUACCAAACCCCAGGAAGGUUGUCUCUCUCUCACAGCCAGAGUUUUGCCAAAAAGUCGAUGUGAAGGAAGCAGCCACACGUGUCAGAGGAGAGCGCCGCACCGCGAAGCUCCGCCUCCUGCAGCUUUUUACAUAUGACUUUAUUUAUUAUUGUAAACUGUUGUUUCUUCUUCAGCAUGUUCAACCAGGCAGACUUAUUGUUAGACUAUGCAUCAGAGGAGAAGAAGAAGCCGAUGAUUACCCAGCACUUUUUGUUGAAACACUACAGGUCGAGACAGAACGUUAAAUUCUCUGUUUGUCACCACGCUAACGUUUGUUUACCUCAGUUCUCAUUCCUGUCGGACUCACCGUCAUUCUAGCUGUUUGGUCGUCGCCUUACUUUCAGUUUGAAUGUAAACGUCACACCAGUUAGUUAGAGUGCACUUUUAUUUUGUAAAGAAACACUACAGGAAGCCGAAAUUGACCCCAGCAGUGAGAGACGACCCCACAACAACAACAACAACAACAACAACACGACGACAUCUGGAGCCUUAAAGUGGAACGUUGUUUCUGAGAUCACAGGAAGCCACUUUGCAAUAAAAGCCUGUGGCAGAUCUGA
This is a messenger RNA of Acanthopagrus latus (yellowfin seabream), 1492 nucleotides long. RefSeq names its product cofilin 2 (muscle) (gene cfl2). The coding region runs from base 122 to 622 and encodes 166 amino acids. Gene Ontology annotation, biological process: cell motility; actin filament severing; actin filament fragmentation. The record is from RefSeq and is a predicted model, not a curated record. Gene Ontology annotation, cellular component: actin cortical patch; actin cytoskeleton; cytoplasm. Gene Ontology annotation, molecular function: actin filament binding. Lineage: Eukaryota; Metazoa; Chordata; Actinopteri; Spariformes; Sparidae. The transcript is spliced from 4 exons.